AUGGCACAAAUUGGCUCCCUACUGAUUACUGCAUUUGCUGAAUCAGUCCCUGCCGCUCUUUGUGGCGUACUUCUUGCAUCGUUCUCUUGUGGUUUUGGUGAAACAACAUAUCUAGGACUAGCAAGUCACUAUUCCAAGUCAAUUCAUCAGUUUUUUUCUAGGAACACAAUCUCAACAUGGUCAUCUGGUUCUGGCAUGGCCGGACUAGCUGGCACAUUCUCCUACGCCGCCUUGACCGAUGUAAACCUUCUUGGCUUUACACCUACAAAAGCUAUGCUAGUCAUGCUUAUAGUUCCAAUCUUGUUCACUUUUUCGUAUGUUUCAGAUACUUCUUUAACUUAUUAA
Molecule: messenger RNA, 345 nt
Organism: Strongylus vulgaris
Lineage: Eukaryota; Metazoa; Nematoda; Chromadorea; Rhabditida; Strongylidae
Source: the annotation of a GenBank genome assembly